AUGGAGGAUGACGACGAGGCAGACUCGGAGCUGGAAAAGAAGCCGAAGGGGAAGUCGAGACGGCCAAAGGAGGACGACUUCACGCAGCAGCGGUUGAAGGCGAUCCACCCGAUCUUGACGGCGAGUGCGGUCAUCCCCAUGUUUGUGUGUCUUGCGAUCAUCUUCAUCCCUAUCGGGGCGUCGAUGCUCCACGCGUCGAACAACGUGCAGGACUUCACAAUCAACUACGCGGAGUGCUCCACGCGGGCGAACUCGGACACGUGGACGGACGUCCCGCUGGAGCUGUACACGCACCACUUCAAGAGCAAGGUGAGCACGACCCCGAAGUGGAAGUUGGCGAGAAACGACUCGUUUGUGUGGGACGGCUUUGACGAGGAGCGGAACAUCUGCCAGCUGCAGUUUGAGAUCCCCAACAACCUCAAGGGCCCGCUGUUCCUCUUCUACAAGCUGACCGGGUUCCACGCCAACCACCGGCAGUACGUGAAGUCCUUUUCCGAGGACCAGUUGAACGGGAAGGACGCGAGCGUGAGCGUGAUCAAGGACACCGUGGGCCAGAACUGCCAGCCGUUGUCGGUCGACGACGCGGGGAAGAUCAUCUACCCGUGCGGCUUGAUAGCCAACUCCAUGUUCAACGACACGUUCGAAUCGACGCUCUUCGCGGUCAACGACACCGACGCAAGCAACUACGCCAUGACCACCGACGGCAUCGCCUGGUCGACCAACAAGAACCGCUUCAAGAAGACGUCCUACAACCUCAGCAGCAUCGUGCCUCCGCCCAACUGGUCCAAGCUCUACCCCAACGGCUACAACGAGACCAACCUUCCGGACAUCGGCCACUGGCCCCAGUUCCAGAACUGGAUGUCCCCCGCAGCGCUCUCCGACUUCAGCAACAUGGCCCUCAGAAACGACCACGACACCCUUACCCGCGGCCUCUACCAGCUCAGCGUGGGCCUGCACUUCCCCACCACCGAGUACCACGGAGGCAAGUACGUCUACCUCAGCACCGCCAGCUCCAUCGGCGGCAAGAACGCCUUCCUCGGCAUCAGCUGGAUCGUCGGCGGCCUCAUCUGCCUUGCCCUAGCCCUCGUCCUGGCCUUUGGCGUGCUGGUCAAGGGCAGACGCCCGGGCGACACCAACCUCUUGAGCUGGAACCGCCACCACGACGGCCACGACGACCACACCGACCACACCGACUAG
Pichia membranifaciens NRRL Y-2026 is the source of this 1197-nucleotide messenger RNA. RefSeq lists its product as hypothetical. The transcript has a single exon. The coding region runs from base 1 to 1197 and encodes 398 amino acids. Gene Ontology annotation, cellular component: endoplasmic reticulum; Golgi apparatus; plasma membrane. The record is from RefSeq and is a predicted model, not a curated record. NCBI's taxonomy places the organism in Eukaryota, Fungi, Ascomycota, Pichiomycetes, Pichiales, Pichiaceae.